UGAAGAUUUAACAAAAAAAAGAAAGAAAAAUCAUAUAUAAUUUUAAUGAAAGAUAAAUCAAUAAAGGCAGAGAGGAAUAGCAAGUAAAAGAAGUCUUCUCUUCAUUCCCGGAAACUUCUCAUUUUUGACUUCCUCCAUCUUUGCUCUCUACCAACCAACAACCCUAACCCUAAUCCAUCCUCCCGGCGCAAUGUCCCACCUCGACGAUCUCCCUUCCACUCCCGGCAAGUACAAAACCGACAAAGCCCUCCCUUACGGCAUCCUCCACCACCACCGCUACCUCCGCCUCUCCAAACCCACCCUCUGGGCUUCCCUCUUCCUCGCUCUCUUCCUCUUCUACCUCCUCCUAUCCCCUCCCCCGACCCCUUCCCGCCGCAACCUCAACGACUCACCAUCCUCCCUCUCCGCUAAAUACGGCGGCUCUCAGUGGGAGAAACAAGUCCGCAAAUCCGCUCACCCCAGGUCUCCCGGCGGCUUAACCGUUCUUGUCACCGGAGCCGCCGGAUUCGUCGGCACACACGUCUCGAUCGCGCUGCGGCGACGCGGCGACGGGGUUUUAGGUCUCGACAAUUUCAACAAAUACUACGAUCCGAAGCUGAAGCGAGCGAGGCAGGGGCUUCUGGAGAGAUCGGGAGUCUUCGUCGUCGAGGGAGACAUAAACGACGCAGUUUUGCUCAAGAAGCUCUUCGACGUCGUUUUAUUCACGCACGUGAUGCAUCUCGCCGCACAAGCCGGCGUCCGUUACGCGAUGCAGAACCCUGGAUCGUAUGUGAACAGUAACAUCGCUGGGUUCGUUAAUCUGUUAGAAGUCUCGAAGUCGGCGAAUCCUCAGCCUGCGGUUGUUUGGGCCUCUUCUAGCUCUGUCUAUGGUCUAAAUACGAAAGUGCCCUUCUCGGAGAAAGACCGUACGGAUCACCCCGCGAGCUUAUACGCAGCGACGAAGAAGGCAGGUGAAGGGAUAGCUCACACUUAUAACCAUAUCUACGGUUUAUCGUUAACCGGUUUGAGGUUUUUCACGGUUUAUGGUCCUUGGGGGAGACCAGACAUGGCUUACUUCUUCUUCACUAAAGAUAUACUCAAAGGGAAGACGAUUACGGUGUUUGAGUCUCCUGAUAAAGGUAGUGUUGCUAGGGACUUCACUUACAUUGAUGAUAUUGUGAAAGGGUGUUUAGGUGCGUUGGAUACUGCUGAGAAGAGUACUGGUAGUGGUGGGAAGAAGAAAGGUCCUGCUAUGUUUAGGAUUUACAAUCUGGGGAAUACUUCUCCUGUUCCUGUUACUAAGCUUGUGAAGAUAUUGGAGAAGCUGUUGAAGAUGAAGGCGAAGAAGAAGGUUAUGCCUUUGCCUAGGAAUGGGGAUGUUGAGUUCACUCAUGCUAAUAUCACGUUGGCGCAGAGUGAGAUUGGGUAUAAACCUGCUGUUGAUCUUGAGACGGGUUUGAAGAAGUUUGUGAAAUGGUAUAUGGGUUUUUACUCCAAGAAGAAGAGCUCUUGGUGAGCUCUCUCAGUUUCUCUCUACUCAGUUUAUGGUUGAACUUCGAGCACUUGCAUCGAUGAGGAAGAUUGGCUAUCUCAACAUAAAAGCUACCUACGUAUCUGCAUUGUUUCUGUGUUGCUAGAUUUUUUUUUUUUUUUUUUUCAUUUGUUUGCUAGUAGAUUUUGAGCAAUGUACAGCUUCAGGACUUAGGUGUGUUUUGGAAACUCAGUUGUCUCAAUAUCGGAAUAAUAAUUCAGCUUGAGAGUUUGAUCCAUAUGCACUCUGUAGUAAAAUCAAUCUAUUAUGUUUG
Messenger RNA from Eruca vesicaria subsp. sativa (arugula), 1784 nucleotides. The record is from the annotation of a GenBank genome assembly. Lineage: Eukaryota; Viridiplantae; Streptophyta; Magnoliopsida; Brassicales; Brassicaceae.